This is a messenger RNA of Mesocricetus auratus (golden hamster), 3198 nucleotides long. It is a transcript of the gene Snx7, whose product is annotated as sorting nexin 7. The transcript is spliced from 10 exons. NCBI's taxonomy places the organism in Eukaryota, Metazoa, Chordata, Mammalia, Rodentia, Cricetidae. Bases 44 to 1627 code for a protein of 527 amino acids. Gene Ontology annotation, molecular function: phosphatidylinositol binding. The record is from RefSeq and is a predicted model, not a curated record.
AGCCGGGCUGGCUGCGGCGGCCGGUGGGGCUCGCACUGCCGGGAUGGACGGCGAGCGCCUGGCGUCGGGUUCCUCGGAGCUGGCGGUCGGUGAGAGCCCGCGGGGCGGCGCCCCGAUCCCGGAUGGCAGCGGUUCCUGCAGCCUGCUGCAGGCCGACGUGCUGGAUCUGGACGAGGACGAGGACGACUUGGAGGUGUUCAGUAAGGAUGCCUCACUGAUGGACAUGAACUCCUUCAGCCCUAUGAUGCCAACAUCUCCUUUGUCAAUGAUAAACCAAAUCAAGUUUGAAGAUGAAUCUGAUUUAAAGGAUCUCUUCAUUACAGUUGAUGCACCUGAAAGCCAUGUUACUACAAUUGAAACUUUUAUCACUUACAGGAUCAUAACCAAGACAUCUCGUGGGGAAUUUGAUUCCAGCGAAUUUGAAGUCAGGCGACGUUAUCAAGAUUUCCUUUGGUUGAAGGGGAAACUGGAGGAAGCCCACCCCACGCUCAUUAUUCCACCAUUACCAGAAAAGUUUAUCGUGAAAGGGAUGGUGGAACGAUUCAAUGAUGACUUCAUAGAAACCCGCAGGAAGGCAUUGCAUAAGUUUCUCAACAGGAUUGCUGAUCAUCCAACUUUAACAUUUAACGAAGACUUCAAGGUUUUCCUCACCGCACAAGCCCCGGAACUAUCGUCUUACAAGAAGCAAGGACCCAGCUUGCUGAGCAGGAUGGGCCAGACAGUCAGAGCUGUGGCAUCCUCCAUGAGAGGAGUGAAGAAUCGCCCAGAUGAAUUCAUGGAAAUGAAUAACUUCAUUGAAACAUUUAGCCAGAAAAUUAAUUUAAUAGACAAAAUAUCUCAGAGAAUCUACAAGGAAGAAAGGGAUUAUUUAGAUGAAAUGAAAGAAUUUGGUCCCAUUCAUAUUCUGUGGUCAGCGUCAGAGGAAGACCUAGCUGACACAUUGAAAGGCAUCGCCAGCUGCAUUGACCAGUGCUGUAAGGCCACUGAGAAGAGGAUGACUGGCCUGUCAGAGGCCUUGCUGCCUGUUGUCCAUGAAUACGUGCUUUACAGUGAGAUGCUAAUGGGUGUUAUGAAAAGAAGAGAUCAAAUACAAACAGAACUGGAUUCCAAAGUUGAAGCUUUGACCUACAGAAAAGCCGAUGCUGAUCUGCUUACAGAGGAAAUCGGAAAACUUGAGGAUAAAGUGGAAUGUGCUAACAAUGCGUUGAAAGCAGACUGGGAACGGUGGAAGCAGAACAUGCAAAAUGAUCUCAAGUCAGCAUUUACAGACACAGCCGAGGAGAAUAUCCGAUACUACGAACAGGAUUAUCUGAUUCCAUCAGAAGACAAUUACAAUGUGGAAAAUGGUGACAGUAUUCAAAUGAAAGUAGAACCCUGUGGUUGGAGUUCCCUUGGUUGCAUAAGCUUGAUUAGGCUGGCUGGGUUGAUUCUACAGAGACUUAGAUAUGCCUUGCUACAUGGGAAUCAUUCCUCACAUCACAGACUGACCUCCCCUUGGAAGAGGACUCUGAAGAUAAAAUUUAAUCCUAUUGACACCUCCUGUUUGAUCUUUGAGAGACAGCAUCUAUCAACCAAAGUUGUUUUUUUCUGGAUUGGCUGUGCCCUUUAUAAAGUGGAUGACAAAUGAUUUUGCACUGGCUGGAAAACCAACAACUUACAAACUCAGGUAUUCCAGGUCAUCAACGUGAAUUUGUGAUAUAAAUAUAUCUAUCUAGAUACAUAGAUCUGUUAUAUGAUGUAUAUUCUGUAGAUCUAUAGAUCUGUUAUAUGGAUAGAUAUUUAUCUAUGUCCAUGUAGAUAGGAAGAGAUUUAGUGUAGUUUUAAUUUUGUUCUUAAAUUUAUGUGCCAUUAAUUGCAGAUAGAGUUUUUUUCUUACAUAUUUGACUGUGGAAAAUUACAUUUUUCAAUAUGUUGUAAAGACUUGGUUUUAAUAAAAUCUUUAAUAAGAACUUGGUGUCUAUGAUGUGUUUUUUUCUGUCAGAGGUCAAACUCCCAAAACAGUUUUUAACACUAAUUCAGUAUGUAUUAUCAAUGUUAUUUUGCAUGUAUUUUAAUGCUAUCAUAAUUUACAUUGACAUUAAGAAUUUGAAAUAAAUAUAAAAAUUAUUGAACAUUAAUAAUGAUUGCUUAUGUUUUUAUUAAAAAUUAAAGUAGCUGUUUUCAUCAAUGUAAAAAUUUUCCAAAGUAAACUUUGAAUUAUUAUUUGUCUUAUUAUUUGGAAAUCCUCAUAUAACCUCAUUCAUACUAACGAAAGGUUUUUCUGUUUUGGCGAUUAUUUGAAUAUAUUUACAAGUCACAUCCACUUUUUAAUUUUUUAAGGCAUACAAUAUCUUGAGUCUACCUAUUACAAGGCUGUGCUGUGGGUUCUUGUGGGCCACAGUGAUGAAGAAUGUUACUUUACAAUUAGCAUAUGGUUCUUUCAGAAAUGACUUGCCAAAUCACAGACUUCCUUCACUCUCUCAAAGCAAUUAGCUUCAAAACAAACAAACAAACAAACAAAACACAGGCAGACCAUGGUUUGAGUGGUACAUGCCAAUAACUAUUACGUGGAAUCAAUGAAAAUCAUACCAUAUUUAAAAGCAGCUGUUAUUAUAAAACAAUUCUAACUUAUAUAAUUGCUUGGAGGCAGAAAGUUCAGUUAUUUCUAAUGAACUCACUUCCUUGUUUCACUUCAGUUUCCGGCAGAAAAACUCAAAGCAUUUUACCUUAAUUGACUAAUCAAUCAAAAAAGAAGAUUGGAGACAGGUUCUCACUAUGUCAUCCUGGCUGGCCAGGGACUUUCUAUAUAGAUUAGGCUGUCUAAAUUCACAGAGAUUCAUCUGCCUCUGCCUGCCAGGUAUUGGGGUACUCUAUUGGUAGAAUGCUAGUCUUCCAUUCACAAAAACCUGGUUCAGUCACUAGCACCACAUAAACUGGUAAGGUGGUGCAAGCCUGUUUGUCUGGUAUUUAAGGUAGAAUCAGCGAAUCAGGACUUUCUUUGAAGAUAACUUUUGGCUACAUAGCAAGUUUGAAACUAGCCUUUGCUUCAUGAGACUCUGUGGCAUGAGACUCUGGAACAUGGAAUGUGCUGAGGAUGACACAUAUGAGAAUACUGACAACUGAAAACACCCUUUAUCUCUAUCCAAAAUCCACUCUUGCUUGUUUUGACAGUUGUGUAACUUUUCAUAUGUCAUAGGUAAAUCUAUGCUUCAAUCAAAA